GCUCGAGAAGACGUUGCUGCUUUGUCUGAGGUUUACAGAAAAGAGCAGUUGCACAUCGAGAAAAAGCUGCAGAUGUCCAAAGGCAGCGCGUCCCCUUUUGAGCCACAGAUCGGACCAGAAAACGGCAGCUUCGAUCAAGGGCAGACUCGUGGAGAUCGCAUUGCUUAUGAGUGGGUUCUUGGGACUCAGUUUUUAGAAUAGAAAUAUCCCUACUUUCGGGGAAUGAAUUCUAACUCCAUAAUCCACGAUUUACAGUCUCUUCGUCCAUUAAACAUCGUUCACAUAGACUUCCUUGAUGUUCUAACCCAAGGUGACGCACAGAAAAGUGACAAUCAAUGUUGACGAGCACAUCACGCCAACGAACCAUCUUGCCAGCGUCAUCUAUCCAAGAGGAAGCGG
Molecule: messenger RNA, 399 nt
Organism: Amoebophrya sp. A25
Lineage: Eukaryota; Dinophyceae; Syndiniales; Amoebophryaceae
Source: the annotation of a GenBank genome assembly